AUGGCAGUGACUGCUGGGAAUGCCACUUCCUUUCCUAUGAGUAACCACACCCGCGAGAGAGUAACCGUUGCCAAGCUUACCCUGGAAACUUUUUAUAGCAACCUCAUCCUACAGCAUGAAGAACGGGAGACCAGGCAGAAGAAACUGGAAAUUGCCAUGGAAGAGGAAGGAUUGGGUGAUGAUGAGAAAAGGCUUCGGCGCUCACAGCAUGCCAGAAAGGAAACGGAAUUCCUGCGGUUGAAGAGGACCAGACUGGGAUUGGAUGAUUUUGAGUCACUCAAAGUCAUUGGUCGGGGGGCAUUUGGAGAGGUGCGUCUAGUUCAGAAGAAGGACACGGGACACAUCUAUGCAAUGAAGAUCCUCAGGAAAGCGGACAUGUUGGAGAAGGAACAGGUGGCUCAUAUUCGUGCUGAGCGAGACAUCUUAGUGGAGGCUGAUGGUGCCUGGGUGGUGAAAAUGUUCUACAGCUUUCAAGAUAAAAGGAAUCUCUAUUUGAUCAUGGAAUUUUUACCUGGAGGUGACAUGAUGACGUUACUAAUGAAGAAAGAUACUUUAACAGAAGAGGAGACACAGUUCUACAUAGCAGAGACUGUAUUGGCCAUUGACGCAAUUCAUCAGCUGGGCUUCAUCCACCGGGACAUCAAACCAGACAACCUGCUAUUGGAUGCUAAGGGUCAUGUCAAGUUGUCGGACUUUGGUCUUUGUACGGGACUGAAGAAGGCCCACCGGACAGAAUUCUACAGGAAUUUGAGCCAUAAUCCUCCCAGUGACUUCACAUUCCAGAAUAUGAACUCAAAGAGGAAGGCAGAGACCUGGAAGAAGAACAGAAGGCAGUUGGCCUAUUCCACAGUUGGGACUCCCGAUUACAUCGCCCCUGAAGUUUUCAUGCAGACAGGAUAUAACAAGCUUUGUGACUGGUGGUCAUUGGGUGUCAUCAUGUAUGAGAUGUUAAUAGGAUAUCCUCCAUUCUGUUCAGAAACGCCACAGGAGACGUAUCGGAAAGUGAUGACCUGGAAAGAAACACUUGUUUUUCCUCCCGAGGUGCCAAUAUCUGAAAAGGCAAAGGAUUUAAUUCUCAGGUUUUGCACUGAUGCAGAAAACAGGACUGGUGCAAAUAGCAUUGAAGAAAUUAAGAGCCAUGCUUUCUUUGAAGGAGUAGACUGGGGCCAUAUAAGAGAGAGACCGGCAGCAAUAACCAUUGAAAUAAAAAGCAUUGAUGACACUUCCAAUUUUGAUGAGUUCCCAGAGUCGGAUAUUUUACAGCCAGGUAUGGACACGAUUCUUGUGCCAAACACCACAGAACCGGACUACAAAUCCAAAGACUGGGUCUUCCUAAACUACACCUACAAACGCUUUGAGGGUCUGACGCAGCGCGGCUCCAUCCCAUCCUACAUGAAAUCGGGAAAGCUAUGA
Molecule: messenger RNA, 1413 nt
Organism: Staurois parvus
Lineage: Eukaryota; Metazoa; Chordata; Amphibia; Anura; Ranidae
Source: the annotation of a GenBank genome assembly